AUGGCCAAGCGGCGAGAUGCGGACAAGGAGAGCGGAGAGCUGAUCGGCCCUGCUGCGGGGGUCCAGCGAGAUGCGACGCCGUAUCCCGGGAUGGUGAUUGAGUCUCUGGGCAUCAUGAUCUACAAGGCGUUGGACUACGGACUGAAGGAGAGCGAGGAGCGGGAGCUGAGCCCACCCCUGGAGCAGCUCAUAGACCUCAUGACCAACAUGGGCGAGGCCGAGAGAGACGCCUGCCCUGACGAAGGUUACGAGGCCACCGAGGAAGAGGAGGAGGCCGAAGACGAUCCCAUCAACAUCUGUAAUGUCCGUGGCUACAGGGACAUCCUGAAGAUGUGUGUGUCUCACCUCCCCAGCCCUGGCGACGCCCCCAGCCACUACCAGGCUGUGUGCCGUGCUCUCUACGCUGAGACCAGGGAGCUACGCUCCUUCCUGGAGAAGAUCAAGAGUGCCAAAGAGAAUCUUCGGAAGAUGGGUGGCGAGCCGUCUGAGGAUCCCAGCAGAGACCUAAAUGAGCUCCAGAAUGCAGACUGGGCUAAGUUCUGGAUGCAGGUGAUGGGAGACCUGCGGAACGGGGUGAAGCUGAAGAAGGUCCAGGAGCGCCAGUACAACCCUCUGGCCAUCGAGUUCCAGCUCACGCCCUAUGAGAUGCUCAUGGAUGACAUCCGCUCCAAACGCUACAAACUACGCAAGGUCAUGGUAAACAACGACAUCCCACCAAGGUUGAAGAAGAGCGCCCAUGAGGUCAUCCUAGACUUCAUCCGGUCCAGACCUCCUCUCAACCCUGUGACAGCCAGGAAGCUGAAGCCCCAGCCCCAGGUUCCUCCCACCCUGCACGAGAUGAUCCUGGAUGAGAUUAAAUCUGAGAGGAAACUGAGACCUGUCUCUCCUGAUGUGAUCCGCAGGAGCAGGCUGGUAAUUCGGCCUCUUAGCAUGUCUCAAAGUUUUGACUUGUCAGAUGUGUCCAGCCCUGAUGGCCGCAGGAAGACUUCCAGCACCAUGACCCUCAGCAGUCUGUCCAAUGGGGGGCCAGGGACACCAGGGGGUGGAGCCCAGGCCCUAUGUCAGAGGAAGAGGCUGAAAGCGCCUACCCUGUCAGAACUGGACAGCUCCGACUCUGACGAUGACAUCACCAUUGGGGGUCGAAGGUCAGCCAGUAGCUCCAGUGUCUCUACAUCGGUGGUAGAUGACACAUCUCCAGAGUCUGUACUGGGCAGGAAGACUCCACCCAUGUUCCUGCCUAUCUCCUCCACCCCCCAGCCUGAGAGACGGCAUGCCCCCCAGAGGAGACACUCCAUUGAGAAGGAAACGCCCACCAAUGUACGGCAGUUCAUACCCCCAUCCAGACAGAGCUCCAAGUCUCUGGAGGAGUUCUGUUUCCCGGUAGAGUGCUUGUCCCUGACGGUGGAAGAGGUAAUGCACAUCAGACAGGUGCUGGUCAAAGCAGACCUGGAGAAGUUCCAACAAUACAAGGAUGUGUACAACGCUAUGAAGAAGGGAAAGCUUUGCUUCUGUUGCCGAUCCAAAAGGUUUUCCUUGUUCACCUGGUCCUACACCUGCCAGUUCUGCAAAAGGCCUGUGUGUUCACAGUGCUGUCAAAAAAUGAGGCUGCCCUCCAAGCCCUAUGCCAACCUGCCCAUAUAUUCCCUGGGAUCUACCACCACUCUAUCGAGGGACCGGGGAGCAGCAGCAGCCCCCAAGCCUGAGAAACCCUCUACCAGCCACCACCGCCUCAGCCUUCAGAAGACCAUGUCCAAGUUGUCUAAGCACGGUAGUCUGGAGAAGUCCCAGUCCCGUGACGAGGUGGAGCUCCCAGCGGAGCUGACGGAGGACUGGAGCACCAUGGAAGUGUGCGUGGACUGCAAGAAGUUCAUCCACGACAUCAUCUCCUCCAGCAAGCACAGCCUCUCCCUGGCCACCAAGCGGGCGCGCUUAAAACGCAAGACCCAGUCCUUCUACAUGUCGUCCCCCAAGGGAGCUGAUUACCGACCCUCGGAAAGAACAAUCAACGAGAUCUAGACUCUCCCCUCGUCCUUGUCUACCUUCUCCACUGUCUUCUAGCUACUUCCAGAACUUAUGGCACAAUACAGAACUCUGACUGACUGGGUUUUGAUCUGGAUGACCGUGCUGCGAUCCGGCCUAUACCAGUAGACGUGUCUAGUUUAGUCUGUCUGUCGAUGCUGUCAGAGCAGGCUGUGGACCUUUACUUUUCCUUAGAGGAAUGUGGACUGUGUAGUCAGUGCUUGUUGCUAUGUUCUCUGAUCGUCGCAUACAGUACCAGUACUUUCAGACAAAAGGAUACUAGUCCAUUUUUAUACAAUAUUUUGUUCAGUAAUGUAAAUGUUCCCAUAAUGUUCUGCCAUAGAGAGGUGGUUAAGGACACUGAAUGAUCAAAUGUAAAGUAUGAGGUAGUGUAAAGAUUCAAAGUGGUAUGGCCUCAGUCACCCCCUAUACUGGCACAAUUGGUGGAAUGUGGUAGGAGCUACUCGCCCACAGAAAAAUCAAUUAGCACAAGGCAAAAUGACGCUCCAUAUUUGAAUUCCUCAGGCUGUAGUAUUCUACUAUAAGAGAGUAGGUGUGAUGCUGACAACACAAGUCCCAUACUGAGAGCUGUGAACAACUUGAAGUGGAGACAAUAUGAGACAAAAGCAACAAACGAUUGGAUGAUGACUUAAAAAUAUAUGGAACUGUAGAUGUUUUUUUUUUACAAGUUAUAAUUUUCUAUGGUAUGGUAUACAUGUGUACAUAUGGUUCAGCUUAGAGUCAGGUGGUUUGUGAUGAAAAGUUGCCUCCCCCUUUUUACUCUUCUUGACAUGUUCAGGUUAUUUUUAGCUGACGGUACAAUAAUGAGUUAUGCUCAUUGAUGUUCUCUGGGUUCUGAGUGGUCUUGAUGAAGCAUCAUUUUUACCAUAAAGAAUAACAGGUAAACAAACAGCGUGUCACUUUGCUCAAAGUUGGAUCAUACCCAUGAAGGUAGCCCAAACCUCUCACCUGUCUCUCCGUAGGCGUAGGGUCUACAGGAAUGUCAGGUGUCAGCUUUAGUGCCAAAAGGAUUCCCUUCUGUCUAAACCAUAAUAUAAAACCCAAAUAAGUAUUUUUUUCUGAUGUAAAUAUUCAUUGACCUUGCUUUAGAUAGCCAUCGCAGCCCCCGAUUAGAGCAUGCUUCUCCAAAAGACGUCAGACUACUGAAUAUACUAACCAUAGAAAUAGAAUGGUUAGUAUGUUGCCAACUACCAUUGUUGCAUAUUAUUAUGGGAUAUUAGAAUCCCAUUGUUUUAACCUUUGUCAUCUUCAACUUAGACCCAUGCCAGGAAGUAAAAGCAGGAUGUGUACCCUUCAUUCUGUGCUGUGAUGUUUUGCUGAGUCAACUCAACUGACAUUACAAAAAAUAUGUCGCAUUGCAUGAGCCACAUCAGUUAACAUCAUUUGAAUGAACAGUCUUCAUUACCAUGGUAAUCCAGCAUCAGUUGAUAAAACAUUCCAAAUAACCAUGGAAAUUAUUGCAUUGCAAUACUAUGGAGCCAUUGUUAGAGUACAUAUGAGUUUACCCGUCAAAUUUCCAGGGUUAGAGCUUCCAACCCUGUUCUAUUCAUUCUAUUUCUAUGAUACUAAUGCUAUGACAUGAUGAAGGAACAAUAUUAACACAGUAUCUGUCACUGGUAGUUGAACACACGUGAUAUCAUUGAGCAGGUACAGUAAUUGUGCUAGAUAAUCAUAACAAAAGCAGACACAAACAGUAGGAAUCACUUUUUGUCAAUAUUUUAUAUAGCCUGUGCCCCCAACAAUCAUCUAGUCUGUUACAGUAACAAGCAUGCGCCCCCAGAAAUAUAUUCAUAUUUUGGGAAAGAAAUCUAUACCUGUUAUGUUGAUUUUAGUUAUUGAUGUAAGUUUGACAUGGCUUUUUCUUUGGUUUUGAAUGGAAUAUUUCAUAUUGUGCAGAUAAACACCCAUAUUCAAUAACAGUACAUGAAAUGAUCUCAAAUUGUCUUUCUUUGCUUUACAAUAGUUAUGGUAUGAUUUAACAUGCUUAAAACCACCCUCUGUUUUAUUGUAUAGGCAGCAAAGUAUGGUAUUACACGCUACUCUCAUGUUCAACUCAAAGCCUCAAAAUAAUGCAUUCAUGAAUUUGUAUAUCAGUUGUGUGUGACUGUGGUGUGUCUUAACCAUACAGUUUGUCUCUAAACCAGAAGCAGAAGCAUAUUUCGGGAGCCAGGAAUCAGGAUGUAUGUAUAUUAAAGUGACUAUUACAAAUCCAGUCUUGUUCCUUAUAUUUCUGCCUUAAAUACACUGCCUUCUUCUCUCAUCAUUAACAUAUUAUUGUUGUGACAUAUUGAAUCCACAGUGACUCAGCAUUCUGUAUGUAAAUAUUAUUUAUAGUAAUGUUCGUCCAUAGAGCAGGUCUGUGUUUCCUUGACAACUUACUUCACGACUAAAAUCAUUUAGACUUGGGGCUAUUAACUUAGUCUAGAUCCAAACUAAAUUGCUCUGUUUGGUAAAGUGAAACAGAACUAUUCAGUUAGGAUCCAGGCUACUAUUAACUAGCUUAGAGAUUGUUUCUCACAAAACAAGUCAUUGCAGGACAAAAGAUGGACUAUAAUAAGUAGAGGUGUGGUACAUAAAAGAAAGCCCAAAAUGUGACAGCAACAUGCAUGUACUGCUGUGUAGCUUGUAUCUUUAAUCUGUUCAAACCUUCCAGAUGUAACUCCCUCCCAGAG
Molecule: messenger RNA, 4712 nt
Organism: Salvelinus namaycush (lake trout)
Lineage: Eukaryota; Metazoa; Chordata; Actinopteri; Salmoniformes; Salmonidae
Product: protein spire homolog 1-like
Exons: 16
Coding region: 1-2016 (671 amino acids)
Biological process (GO): cleavage furrow formation; actin filament polymerization; Golgi vesicle transport
Cellular component (GO): cytoplasmic vesicle membrane; cell cortex
Molecular function (GO): actin binding
Source: RefSeq, a predicted model, not a curated record